CCGCCGCGGCCGCGGCUCCAGCUGGCCGCAGCCGUGCCCGGCUCGCCUCGGGUGGGCAGCCCGGCUGGCCCCCUCCCGCCGGCCUCCCCCAGCCCCAGGUACCGCGCCGGCCCCCUCCCUCCCCGCCCGCCGCCCCCCAAGAUGCUGUUUUGGCACACGCAGCCGGAGCACUACAACCAGCACUCGACCGGCAGCUACCUGCGAGAUGUUCUUGCACUGCCGAUCUUUAAGCAGGAAGAACCGCAGCUGUCUCCCGAGAAUGAUGCCAAGCUGCCUCCCUUUCAGUACGUCCUCUGCACAGCCACAUCACCUGCUGUGAAACUGCAUGAAGAAACCCUGACCUACCUCAACCAAGGUCAGUCUUAUGAAAUCCGUCUACUUGAGAAUAGGAAAUUGGGAGAGUUUCAAGAUUUAAACACAAAAUAUGUAAAGAGCAUAAUUCGUGUAGUUUUCCAUGAUCGACGCCUGCAGUACACAGAGCAUCAGCAGCUCGAGGGCUGGAGGUGGAGUCGGCCUGGGGACCGCAUCCUUGAUAUAGAUAUUCCGCUGUCAGUUGGUAUCUUGGAUCCCAGGGCCAGCCCCACCCAGUUGAACACUGUUGAAUUUCUGUGGGAUCCAUCAAAAAGAGCCUCAGCAUUCAUUCAGGUACAUUGCAUCAGCACAGAAUUUACUCCACGGAAACAUGGAGGAGAGAAAGGGGUGCCCUUCCGGGUACAAAUCGACACCUUUAAGCAGAAUGAAAAUGGUGAAUACACAGAACACUUGCAUUCUGCCAGCUGCCAGAUCAAAGUGUUCAAGCCUAAAGGAGCAGACAGGAAACAGAAGACUGACAGGGAAAAAAUGGAGAAGAAGACCACCCAAGAGAAGGAGAAGUAUCAGCCUUCCUAUGAGACAACUAUUCUCACAGAGUGCUCUCCCUGGCCAGAUGUGCCUUAUCAAAUGAACAAUGCUCCAUCUCCAAGCUACAACAGUUCUCCCAACAGCUUCAACCUUGGAGAUGGCAACAGUUCUCCAACCCACCAAGUGGAGCUCCUGCCUCCCAGCAAUGAUCAUCUCCUUCCUUCUGCUUCUAUUCAAGAUGCCCAGCAGUGGCUUCAUCGUAAUAGGUUCUCUCCAUUCUGUAGACUCUUCUCAAGUUUUUCGGGUGCUGACUUACUGAAGAUGUCCAAAGAAGAUUUUGUUCAAAUCUGUGGGCCUGCUGAUGGAAUUCGGCUCUUUAAUGCAAUCAAAGGAAGAAAUGUAAGGCCCAAGAUGACAAUAUAUGUCUGUCAAGAACCAGAGCAAAACAGGUCUCAUCUCCACCAAAAACGAGAAAAUGGAGAUGGCAGUCUUUGUGUAUAUCAUGCAAUAUUUUUGGAAGAAUUGACCACACUGGAAUUAAUCGAGAAGAUUGCAAACUUGUACAGCAUUUCUCCACAGCAGAUAAAUCGAAUCUAUCGGCAGGGACCCACAGGGAUCCAUGUAUUAGUGAGCAAUGAGAUGGUGCAAAACUUCCAAGAUGAAUCUUGUUUUGUUAUCAGCACAUUAAAAGCUGAAAGCAAUGACGGCUACCACAUCAUUUUAAAAUGACCGUGCUGCACAGAAAGACUUUAAGAGCCUAAAAUUUAGUGCCUCACUGAGAUUGCUACAACCUAGACUGGAAACAUGAAGAACCUUCUGGAUAAAAUGCUCCUAUGAACUAAAUAUUACCAAACAGCUUAAGGAAAAACUUGCUUUUACAGAUAUACAUUUUUGGUGGUGUGUUGCUUUGUUUUUGUUUGUUUUGAAGCUGGAGCUGAGAACAUCCUCAAAGCUUGUACAUGUUUCUUCCUCCCUCCCUUCCUCUUCAGCCUUAAAAAUUGGUGAAGUUUCUGCUUAUUACUUAGAAACAUCUGCCUUGUACUAAAGAGAAAUGAAAGAUAAGCAAAAACCAAUUCUCUAGACCCCUCAUGGUUGGAUGAAUUGAUUUGUUUACUGCUCUGAGUGCUUUCAACACACACCCUGUUGCUGACGGACAUGGGCUCCCUGGGGCUGCUCUGUUACUCGUUGAGGUGGAAGGCUUGGGGCUAAAUCUAGAAACAGAUUGGGCAAUGCAGAGGAUGGAUUUGGUGCCCAGUUCUCACCCAGAGUGUCAACCCUGGAAGCCUGCACUUAGCUGCUUUUCACCUGUAGAUGUGCUCAAAGUCCAGGGACCUUGGUCUGUUCUGACACAGCUUCUGUAAUACCAAUCCAACAGAACAAUUUUGUGGGGUUUGAGGGGGCACAGACAACCUGAGGCAGGCAGUUCUGUACCAUAUUAUAUCUGUAGCUUUAGAGUAGUCUCCUUGAAGGGAGUAUAUGAAGGUUUUCUGAGGAAAUGUUUUGAACAUUGAAAGUUGUAGAGCUCAUGACAAAUUCAUACUAUGGGUUUAUUCUACUCUACAAAGCAUUGAUUAACUGCUAUCUUUACUAUAACUGGGAAUUAGGCUUAAUAAUCUUAAUUAUUUAUCUUUCUGUUAUCACCAACGUAAGUAAAACUGAGUUUUGAUUGAGUCCAGGUAAUGGAUCAUCUUAGUUGCCGCUUCUUAUGUUCUUGCUCUUUCACUCCAGACUCCUGUUUCCAAUAUCUGCAACUAUGGUCAAUCAACUCCACCCUCCCUUGGUCUUUUGGGAGGCCAUAUAGGCUCCACUAAGCUGAAAAAGUGGCUUUCACUGAUGUCAAAGGCAAACUGGAUCACACCCUUCUUGCACGGAUGGAGCACUUUCACUUUUGGCAGUUAAUUAAUAAGGCUGUUUCCCAAAAAGAAUGUCCAUAUCACAUCAAAUUCUGAUACCUGAACAUUUAAUUUUAUCCCGAAUUGAGAUGGAAAGCUGAAAUACCAAAAAUUUUCCUGGAAUGGAAAUUUUUCAAAAAAUGAAAAACUGUCAGCUGGAAAACACUGAAUAAAAUGUUCUAGCCUUUUGAAAUGGAAACAUUUAAUUAAAUCCAUUUGGCCCUUAAAGCAUCAUCAGUUUAAGCUACUGUUGCAGACCUCAGAAAUUACCAUUCAAGUGCCUUGUGUGCCAUGUCUCCCUUGGGGCCCAGCCCUUUGGCUGGGUUACAGAUCCCAUGAUGCUCUUACCAUGGGUUAGUCAAAGGGGGAAUGCGUCAUGAAGGCUGGAGGGGUGCCCAGGAGCCCAUCCUUCUGGGAAAGAGGGGGACAUGGAGCCUGUGAAUUACAGCUCCCAGCUGACACUGGAGGAAUUUGGACAGACAUGGACUGAUAUUUUUCUGACAAAAAUGAUGUGUUUCAAGUUUUCCCAACAGAAAUAAUCAGCAAAAUAUUGAGAAAAGCAAACUUUUUUUUCAUUAAAAGCAUCGUUUUGCACAAAAAACCCCACCCAUCCCCACUGAUUUAUUUUUUACACCAAAAAUAAUACAAGAAUAGAAAAAUCAUGUUACAAUGGGAAAACCUUCAGCCAACCCAGCUAAUUAGAGUAACAUUGCUUACUUAGGCACGAUCUUGCUGAAGUGCCUGUCCUAGAUGCUCCAUGAAUUGUAGUGUUUCUCCAAAAAUGAUGCCCAGACUUUAGGAAAUGGCAAUUCCUCCCCCUGAAGUGAAGAAGCUUGAGGCUCCUUUGUUGAGGACCUGGUUGUGUAGGUGAGGAAGUUGUAGCUGGUCUCCUGGAGCGAGGGAGGUCAGACAGAGAAGCUGUGGGGAGCUUUGAAGGAAGAUAUGCCUUUGUUGAGGAUGGGAAAUGCCAUCUCUCUGAGAGGAAGGUGAGGCCAUGUCAAGCUCAACUCUACCUUGGUGCCUGUGUUGCUUCCCUGGCUCUGCAGGCAGCUCUGCACUGCUGUGCAUGUGGAAGGAGGCAACUGGGGAGAUCCCGGUCCUGGGCACUGAGGCAACCAGGUUGUGGCCGCACAGUUACAGCUGCCCUCCAAACAGGGAAUAAAUUCCAGCUGUGUUUGUGAGUAGGUGGGACAAAUGUGCCCCUAUGUAUCAGGAGCUGUUUGGUUUAUUUUGUGGAAAGUACUUUAGAAGAUGUAUGUUGGCUGUGCUUUUGCAUCCUGUUUUAUGAUACUUGCCUAAUAUCUGGUAUGGCUGUUGUUGGCAUGCAACUCAGAGAGGUCAAUCUGACCUGAUGAGAAGGGUUUGAAAAGGACCUUGGAGUUGCCAGGAAUAUAGCCUGUACUGUAUCCACUUAUAUGUGAUAGCCCUGUAACUCAUGGGACAUAGCAAUACUGAAACACAGCAGUGUGAAGAAAGAACAAAGGUAGCUUUGCUCCCAGAGUUAGGGACUGAGAACUGUUUGCUUACUUUAAAAACAAAACAAAAAACCCCAAAACUUGUUCUUGAUUAUUUAAAAAACAAAUCUUGGCCAUAAGGAAUUAUAUGCAAAAUGCCCUAUAGUGUUUCAGUAACACUUGCUUGAUUAAUUUUGAACAAAAAUAACUCUCUAUUAGGGCCUUGUUAUAUUUAGAUUUUUAAAAAUAAAAGAAUUUUAUACUGGUAUGAGGGUGAAUUUGAUGAUAUAUCUUGUUCUCCUUUCCAUGCUGUAAGAAGGUAUACCGGAGUAAACAAUCACAUAGAUUAUAAAUACUGUCCUACUGGUAGGCUCUACUGUUGUAUCUAUGUUAGCCUGUUUGUAAAGCUGUAUAAGUUUAGUGUGUGUGUAAGGCCUAUGCUUACCUGACAGAGUAGUUCUAGUCCUUGUUGAACCUCUCUAGUCCCAGCAGAAAUUUGGAGGAUUGUGCUCAGUAACAUAGAGGUCUGUGAAGACACAGCACAACUGGUUUGGUGUCUAGGAGAAUGCUGAGUUGGAAGGGUCCCAUAAGGAUCCCUUAGUCCUCCUUGCAGGACUACCUAAAACUAAACCAUAUGACCAAGAGUGUCAUCCAGAUGCUUCUUGAACUCUGACAGGUUUGGUGCUGUGGCCACUUCCCUGGGGAGCCUGUUCAAGUGACAAACCACCCUCUUUGUGAAGAACCUUUUCCUAAUGUCUAGUCUGAACUUGCCCUGACGCAGCUUCAUUCUGUUUCCUCAUGCCUCAUCGCUGGUCACCACAGAGAGGAGAGUAGCACCUCCCUGUCCCCUGCCCCCCUUAAGGAAGGUGUAGACUGAGAUGCAUCUCUGGGUGUUAGGAAAACACGUGGCACCCUUUGCCCUUGUUGCCUGAUGCUGAGUAACCAACAGGUGGCUGUACAUGGGCAAAGUGGCCAUGAAUCAUUAUGACUGAGUGGCUAAUGCAAGUGGUCAAAGCGAUGUUGGUGUGAGACUGGACCGCUGACCAACCUUCCCCUCUGCCUCCCAAAAACACAGAAGCAAACCAUUGCCCUUUUGAAGUGGGUGAGUUUGUCCAUGCAGGAAGCAAGCAAAGCCUUCAGAUUUAUGUUAGUGGCUUAUGUGAAGAGUAGAAGAGAGAGGCUUGUCUCACCUGUGUAAGUGACAGGUAAUCUAGCUAACAGCUUAGACUCUUCCUGUGGUUACAGAUGGUCUGCCAUCCCUGGAGAGACUCAUUUGCCCUAUUUGAGGAUGUGACAGCCUCCAGAAGGAAUCCUCUGUCUCCUCAAGACUGGAGGAAGCACAAAUGAUUAGUCUGGGCUAGAUGUCUAAAUUCUAGAUAGGCUAAAGGCAAGGGAGAUGAGUAGCUCCCCCUCAUCUAGAUAUCCAAAAGGGUUUUGCAUUUACUUUGCUCUUAAGUGCCUGUUACAUUUAUUCUUGUCCUUUUUUUUGUUGCUGUUGUUGCUCCUAUUUCUUCUUUUAAAAGUAACAAAUGAAGCCUCCUGUUCCAAGUGAUUUAAAUGAGACUUUUUUUUCAGCUCUAUAUGUGAAAUUUGUAUAGCAGACCUUUAUAAGCUCUGGGUUUUAGGAUUGCAAUGAAUAGUGUGGUAUCCCAAACUGUCCAGCUCUUAGGUUGCAUGUGUGGCAACAGCCACUAUAAGUAGAAGUGGGCUUGCUGGGGAUGAGAAGGCAGAACCAUUAUACAAUUAAAAACAAUAUGACUCCAGCCAGUACUCCUAAGUUUGUGUCAGAACUGUACUGGCUGUUUGAAAUGAUUUCUUAAAUUGCAGCAUUUUCUCUGGCAACUGAGUAAAUUGACGCAGAUCAGUUAGUACGACUCCGGUGAUGGUCUGAGAACUCAUAGGAAUGCCCGUGAUACACAACUGCAGGGCGUGGAAGGGGCAAAUAAUCUAGUGAUAGAAAUUUGUGCCAUCUGCCUGAUGUAGCAUAACUGGUGUUAUUAAAAUGAAAUCUUGUUCUUUCAGCUGGCCCUGCUUGGUUAAUUGGCUAAAAUAGAAGUAAUAAUUAAAUGUGGAAAAUAUUGGAGUUCUCAUUGUCUUGGUGUGAAAUUUAAUGGGCUGAAGUUUCAAGAUCUGCAUGUGGUAAAAGGAUUCUUGCAGUUGAGAAGUCCUGAAUGGCAUUCUCCUUAUAAUGUAACAUAUACAUAUUUAUGCGCAUAUAUAUACACACACAUACAUACCAUACUGUAUCAAAACAUAUAUGUGCUGAGUACUUGUGUUCUUUGGCUUUAACGGUACUCUGCUUUGUUUAAUUGCAGUUCAAUGUAAAAGACAGCGGUUGAUCAAGCUUUGAAACCCAGCCAUUCCUUGGGUAGAAAUGUAAAAGUCCAUAAUAACGACUCUAGGUGAUUUGGACAUGGUACACUUGGAGUUGUGUAAAUCCGAUUAAUUUCUGCAAUAUAAAUCCUAGGCCUUGGUGAAGAUGAGCAUAUUCUUGCACUAACACUACAGUUCUAUAUUGCAGCUUCUGAAAAACAGUUACACUAAAAGAGAAGUAGAUUGCCCUACACUUUGUAAACUAGUAAAAGCUACUCCCUAAGCAGAACAACCGUAUGAUGACUUUCCUAGCUUGAUGUUGUAUUGCUUAAGUAUUGGCUGUAAUUCUAACAAUCGUUGGGUGGAUGACUGGGACAAGUUUUUUUAAUUUGUUUUUGGGUUUGACUGUUCUUAAAAGAAAUAUUUGUAUUCAGACCGUAGCUUCUCUUUCUUCUCCAGUUAUGAAAUGGUUUAACUUUAUGCUACUAAUAGAAAUAUUUUCUUAAGAUUAUAAUCUGUUUGACAGCACAGGGUACUCAAAGUGGGGAGUGUUCGUUUGGCCUUGAUCAUCACUACUGUGGGUGAAUAUGAGAAGGCAGACUGGAGGUGUAUCUUAACAACCUUGCCUCUGUUUAAAAAAUAGUUAAGGUGGUGCCUAAUUUUUUGUGCAUUUCUGAUUUGUACCUUUUUUUUUUUUUUGCCAUUCCCUCAAAAUUCUUCUGCUCCCUGGGGGGGACAUGCAUUGGUGAGCAGCUGGUAUGUCCAUCUUUUUUAACUAGCCUGCUGUUGUCCCAGUUUUCUUGGGGUGAGUGUUUAUCUUUCAAAGGGCAUGGGGAGUUACCUCUCUUCGCUGACAAUGCAGCCAUUUGAGACAGGUGAUGCUGACCACAAAGUUGGUGUGAUGGGCGAGGGUGAGUGGAGGUGGGUCGAUUGGAGGCUGAGGCAUACCAGUUGUGAGUAAAUACUGCCACACUCUUUGUCUUUUCGUUUGUUGGUUUUUGGGUUUUUUUUUUGUACAUGAAUUAAAAAAGCAUAUUUUGCACUGUCUCUUGUACUGUUGUGCAGAAGAAACCUGUAUCUAGAAUCUGUGCUCCAGUCAAAAUGCAAAUAAACCUGUUUGUAAGAAGCA
Phalacrocorax carbo (great cormorant) is the source of this 7628-nucleotide messenger RNA. The record is from RefSeq and is a predicted model, not a curated record. NCBI's taxonomy places the organism in Eukaryota, Metazoa, Chordata, Aves, Suliformes, Phalacrocoracidae.